AGCACAACCCUCUUAGUCCGCUGCCGUUGUCAAGGUUUCCGCAUCGUUGCAGGUUUUCCUUAGGUGGUAUUUGUCGUCCGUCUUGAGGUGCUCCAAGUAUACGAAGGAUUGCUUGCAGUCUGUACCUAUUUGCAGGUAAACAGGUUACUUGAAGCAAUAAGAAGUAACUGAAGAAGCAUGGCCAAGCAUCACCCAGAUCUGAUCAUGUGUAGGAAGCAGCCAGGAAUUGCCAUUGGACGACUUUGCGAGAAAUGUGAUGGAAAGUGCGUGAUUUGUGAUUCAUAUGUGCGUCCCUGCACACUUGUACGUGUCUGCGACGAAUGCAACUAUGGAUCAUUCCAAGGCAGAUGUGUGAUUUGUGGAGGGGUUGGGAUAUCCGAUGCCUACUACUGUAAAGAGUGUACGCAGCAGGAGAAAGACAGGGAUGGGUGUCCGAAGAUUGUCAAUUUGGGGAGUGCCAAAACAGAUCUCUUUUAUGAGCGUAAGAAAUAUGGCUUUAAGAAAAGAUGAAAAACAUAUGCUAAAUUCAUUUCCUCCCCUUUUGCAAUACAUUCGAUAACCCAUACGUUGUUUUUUAGAUUUUAUUUGGGCUGUCUGUCUCUUGUUUCAUGAUUUUCUAGGCUUGAUGUAAGCAGUCGAAAUCCUGUCUUGAGGGACUUUCUGUCUUUAGCCUGUGAGGCAGUAGACAGAACAACAGUGUUUGAACAUAAAAUCUGGACUUGUAUUA
Telopea speciosissima is the source of this 727-nucleotide messenger RNA. Its product is annotated as PHD finger-like domain-containing protein 5A. The transcript has 3 exons. Gene Ontology annotation, biological process: mRNA splicing, via spliceosome. NCBI's taxonomy places the organism in Eukaryota, Viridiplantae, Streptophyta, Magnoliopsida, Proteales, Proteaceae. The record is from RefSeq and is a predicted model, not a curated record. Gene Ontology annotation, cellular component: U2 snRNP; precatalytic spliceosome; catalytic step 2 spliceosome. Bases 178 to 510 code for a protein of 110 amino acids.